GUGGCACAAGCUACACUCCAAGGCUGGGAAGAAGGAGAAGGAGCGUGGUGAGAUCCUGGUGAGCAUCCAGUUCACACGCCACAACCUCACGGCCAGCAUGUUUGACCUGUCCAUGAAGGACAAGCCGCGGUCGCCCUUCGGCAAGCUGAAGGACAAGGUGAAAGGCAAGAAGAAAUACGACUUGGAGUCGGCCUCUGCCAUCAUCCCCAGCAGCAUGGGCGCCCUCGACAUGGAGGAUGACUACGACAUCGGGGGCAAGAAGUCCAAAGUCAAGGGCUUCUUCUUGAAGAACAAGCUGCGCAAGUCGUCCCUGACGCAAUCCAACACCUCCCUGGGAUCCGACAGCACCAUCUCUUCGGCCAGCCUGGGCUUGGCCGCAAACGUUCCCGAGGUAACCAAAUCCCCGAGCAGACACAGCAGCCUGUCCACAGAGCGCUCUGUGAAAGACUACUUGCCGUCUCCAAAGCUGACCCACAAGAGAGCGUUCAGUGACGAUGUCUCCCAAGUCAGCCCCGUCCUGGAGCCCAAAGCAAUCCAAAGCCUGAAGCCAAAGAACGAUCCCGUGUCCCGGUCUUCCCUCUGCAUCAACGGGAGCCACGUUUACAGCGACGAGCCUGCGCCAAAGAGCCCCGUGUCUGUCCCGCAGAGCUCCGCGCCGCUGUCCGUGCCCGGUGUCCCCAGGCGGUCGGAGGAGGGCUUUGGCUUCACUCCCCUCCAUCCCGACCCCCACGAGGUGCCUUGGGGGGUCAGUAACUUGGAGAGGACGCAGCAGAGAGAUGAGCCCAGGUUCAUCCCGUCUCCUCCAAGCUUAGCCUUGCAAGAAGAACUUAAGGUCUCCACGAAAGCCGUCACUCUCAGUAACCAUCUGGGCAGAGCCAAGAUGGAAGAAAACAGUCGCUUAGAGAACAAGCCGACUCAAGCUGCAACACCCAUGGUCUUCUCCGCGGAGACAACGAAGGACAAACAACCUGAGGAACCGAGGAAGGAAGACAAGAAAGCGAAGGGCGGCCUCUUCCACCAUGGGGGCAACAAGAGCGACGCGGGGAGCAAAGGCCAGGGGGAGAAAGUGGGACCCUCCCACGGCUCGUCCGUCCAGGCGACGGCAGCGGGAGAGGAGAGGAAUAAAACCAGUGGCUGGUUCGGUUCAAAGGAGCCCAAAGAGUCCCCUCAGAAACCCAGACAUAAAGACCCAGAGAGGGAGUCUCCAGCCAAAAGCAUUGGUGUCCCCGUUCCAGAAACUACUCCCCCAUCACAAGGAGACCUUCCUCCUCCGGAUGAGAAACCCGCCGUCCCUCCUCCCCUCUCAGAGUGGGACGAGACCUUCGAUGCUUUUGCGACCAGCAGGCUCAAACCAGAACUGAAGAAGGAAAACUUCUUCGCUUCGGUGGCGGCGGAGGGCAUGGCUUUCAUCGACGAUCCCGACGCAGCCAGCCCAACGGAAAGAGCAGCCGAGCCGGCUCGCGAGAAGGGGACAAAGACGUGGGGGCAAACUUGGGUCGAUGGGAAGGAGGAGAAAAAGCAGCACGCCUACGGUUUGGACAGCCGCGUUUGCAUCGGGAAAUCCAGGGGAAAAAGAGGGUUCAACACCACUAACUGCUGA
This is a messenger RNA of Leptosomus discolor (cuckoo roller), 1600 nucleotides long. NCBI's taxonomy places the organism in Eukaryota, Metazoa, Chordata, Aves, Leptosomiformes, Leptosomidae. The record is from RefSeq and is a predicted model, not a curated record.